This is a messenger RNA of Bipolaris maydis ATCC 48331, 2126 nucleotides long. Its product is annotated as major facilitator superfamily domain-containing protein. Gene Ontology annotation, biological process: transmembrane transport. The record is from RefSeq and is a predicted model, not a curated record. Lineage: Eukaryota; Fungi; Ascomycota; Dothideomycetes; Pleosporales; Pleosporaceae. Gene Ontology annotation, molecular function: transmembrane transporter activity.
AUGCCUCGGUAUGGCGCCCCAACUGCCAUGGGCAGCGCCAAAACGCCUUUUCCCACUCGACAAAUGGCCGUACUUGCCCUGUGCCGGAUAUGCGAACCCAUCGCCUUCAUGUCGAUCUUUCCCUAUGCCUACUUCAUGGUCGAAUCCUUCAUGAGUGGCCAGAGCUCAGCCCAAAUCUCAAUGUACACGGGCAUGGUAACUUCGUCAUUCGCCUUCAUGGAGUGCAUCAGUGGCAUUUUCUGGGGCCGACUUAGCGACCGGGUCGGACGGAAGAAGGUGCUGCUCGGAGGCCUCCUGGGCACGGGGCUGAGCAUGCUUCUUCUCGGCUUCUCCCAGAGCCUGCCAAUGGCGCUCAUUGCCCGGGCUCUCGGGGGUUUGCUGAACGGGAACAUCGGCGUACUCCAAACCACCGUCGCAGAAUUGAUCACGGAUAAGCGACACCAGCCUCGCGCUUAUUCCAUCAUGCCCUUUGUUUGGUGCCUUGGCACCAUUAUUGGCGGAGCCCUUGGCGGCUUGCUUGCCCGCCCUGCCGACGUAAUGCCUUUUUUCAAAGCCACCAUCUUCGAAACGUACCCGUUUCUUCUUCCAAACCUUGUAUGCACUGCUUUUGUUAUUCUCGGACUCACGGUCGGCAUCCUGUUCCUCGAGGAGACUCACGAAGAUCGCAAGUACGAUCAGGAUCGCGGUCGCGAGGCCGGCCAAUGGCUGGUCCGCAAGCUCUGGAAGCGCGAUGCACAGCAAACUUUUGACGACAAGGAUGCCUCGCUUGACGAAAUGACAUCGAUGCUCAACGACCACGACCACAAUGCCCAGGCAUACCAAAGUACCGAGACCUCGCCCACGCUCUGCAGCACCCGCACCUCUAUUUCGGAAUUGCCCGACUUUUCUCUCGACAAGGAACUCGCACCCGCGCCCACGAUCCGACAGGCUUUUUCCAAGCAGGUGUGCAUGAACGUUGCAUGCUAUGGCAUCCUCGCAUUCCACACAAUCUCGCUCGAGCAGCUUCUGCCCAUUCUCAUGUCCAAGAAGCUGCCCUCGGGCGAGAACCAGCAUCUUCCCUUCCACUUUGACGGCGGAUUCGGCUGGUCGACUCAGACUACCGGGGCUUUCCUUGCUGCCCAGGGCUUCCUCCAAAUGCUUGCUCAGGUCAUUGUCUUUCCCUGGCUUAGCAAGAAGCUUGGCAGCCUUCGCACCUUCUGGAUCACGCUUUCCUGCUACCCGAUCCUUUACCUACUGGCCCCAUACCUGGCCAUUCUGCCCGAGAGCCUCCGCAUUCCUGGACUCAUGGUUUUGCUCAUCGCCAAAGUUACCUUCCAGUCGCUCUCGUAUCCCUCUCUGGCUAUCAUCCUCGCAAACUCAUCUCCCUCGAAAAAGGUCCUCGGCACGCUCAACGGUGUUGCCAUGUCUUCUGCAAGCAUUGCCCGUGGUUUCGGUCCUACUGUAUCCGGCGCCGUUGACAGCCUAGGCACCUCGAUGCACAUGUCGGGCCUCGCGUGGUGGACCAUUGCUGCAGUAGCUUUUCUCGGCUGGCUUCCCGGAUUUGCUCUGCAGGAGGGCAACAAGCGACCCAACUUUACUUGCCAGGACGACGAGGAGGCCCUUCUCGACAACGACUCUGACGCCGAUUCCAUCAUCACCCUUACCCCCGAUGAGACGGUAGACACCGUUCUCACAAAAUAGACCUCGAAAAGUUCACGACCAACACAACACGGCGCAUUCGUAUAUAUACUUUUUUUUUCUCACUUUUUCGCCUUCUGGAUACAGCCCCUGCCAUGGACUCGACCUUUACGCGCUGGCAGCGACCCCCUUUGAUUUUCGCAUUCAACCUUGGGAAUUAUAGACUUUUAUUGUUGGGUUCGACGAACGAACCCUUUGUUUGUACUCUUUGUAAUCGGUGUAUUAUCAUGGGAGCGACUUAGCGACAUGACUUUUUUGGGCGGCACAUUUGAACAACAUUUUUUAUUAGACGGAAAAGCUCAAUUGUAUUCAGAGACCAGCAAUGGUUGUUGAGCAGGCGUUUGUUUCAAGAACAAAAUACCCCGGCAUGUAUUAUUUCCCCAUCAUCACACUGUAUGUAUGUUAGUUAGAAUAGCUUGCUCAGGCAAAUGGAUGACAUUAAUGAUUCU